Solea solea (common sole) is the source of this 2496-nucleotide messenger RNA. RefSeq names its product decapping exoribonuclease (gene dxo). Gene Ontology annotation, cellular component: cytosol; nucleus. Bases 231 to 1517 code for a protein of 428 amino acids. The record is from RefSeq and is a predicted model, not a curated record. Gene Ontology annotation, biological process: nuclear-transcribed mRNA catabolic process; NAD-cap decapping. The transcript is spliced from 7 exons. NCBI's taxonomy places the organism in Eukaryota, Metazoa, Chordata, Actinopteri, Pleuronectiformes, Soleidae. Gene Ontology annotation, molecular function: mRNA 5'-diphosphatase activity.
AACAGCGUUAGUGUUUUGAGAUAGCAUACCAUGUUAUUACAGGCUUUCACUUUAUGAAAACAACAGACAUUAUCAGGCUGUUAACACUUUUGCGGUUCUAUUCCUAUCAAAAACUACGCAGAAACAUUUCGUAUUGGCCAAUUCACGAAGUCCGGUUUGCGGUUGUUGCUAACUUGGCGAUGUAAACUUGAGGUUAGCUUAGCUGCGUCUGUUGGUCGAAGAAGGCAACAAUGGACCACCACCGACUCCACAAUCCCACCUCCAGCUACCGCCACCACCAGUCUGCAUACAAGAGAGAAAGAGAUGACAGCUGGAGAAGUACCGACGAGAACAAACACUUAAAAUUAAACCCCCACCACCACCAUCACCACCACCAUCAGUCUGGGUCAACUCAAAACCCUGUCAGCUCCCGGAGUUUGAGCACCAGACGGGAGCUUUAUGAAAGAGACUUUCCUGUGUACAAACAGCCUGUCGAAGUAGGAUGUUUUUCCCUCGACUCUGAGCGGAGAUUCUUCAACGAUAGAAGACAGAUGAGGUACUAUGUGGAACCUGAUAGAAGUCCUAACUUUGACCUGAGGGAUGGAUACAAGCACCGUUACGUGAAGAGAGACGACGGUGUUAAAGAGAAGUUGGAUCACAUCCUGUCCUGGAUUGUAGCCAACAGAUCAAAGCAUAACUCAAGUGCGACCACAGCCUCGUCACGUGCUUUAGAUGCUGACUUUGUGACAUGGCGGGGUCACCUGACAAAGCUGCUGACCACUCCCUACGAGACACGAGAGGGCUGGUUGUUGGCCGUCACCAAGUUUAGAGGCACGCUUUACAUCAGUGAGCUGGAAACAGAAGCUGCUCGCAGGGAACAAGAGAACCGGACUGAGAGGCAUGAAGAGAUGAUGUACUGGGGUUACAAGUUUGAACAGUACACGUGUGCAGAUGACCCCCACAGUUUACCUGACCCAAGUGGAGUGGUCAACACCAACGAGGCCUUCUGCACGGUGGUGCAGACUCGGCUCGCAGAUCACAGACUGCUGUUCUCUGGUGAGGUGGACUGUCGGGACAAAGACCCCGACGCUCCGGCGCCUCCUGCCUGCUACGUCGAGCUGAAGACCUCCGCGGAGAUCUGCACGCCCAAACAGCGCAGCAACUUCCACAGGUUCAAGCUGCUGAAGUGGUGGGCACAGUCGUUCCUUCCCGGAGUCCCUCGCGUUGUUGCAGGUUUUCGGGAUCACGAAGGAGUCGUUGUGUCUCUGGAGACGUUUCACGUCUCCAAGAUUUCUCAUCUCAUCAAGAAUGAAUACAACUGCUGGAAGCCGACCGUCUGUAUGAACUUUUGCUGUGAUUUCUUGUCUUUUGUGAAGCACGUGGCUACUGAAGACAAUCCAGGUGUGGUGUACCUGUUCUCCUGGGAGCCACGCAGAGAUGUGACCUUCUCUGUCCACAGAGACUCCCACUAUUCAUUCCUGCCACAGUGGUACAUUGAGGGGAUGACCGGUAGUGGAGACUCACGCCAUCAGACCUGAUUUACUGGUCAACUAGGACUGUUGAUAUACUGUAUGUUGCCUCCAAUGGAGGGUCCUUUACCAAAAUAUUACCAAGCAUUUGACAUGUGCACAAUUUUACAUGUGUGACUCGCACGAUUCACCGAUCAAAAGAAAUCACAGCAGUGGUAUCAGUAGUUUCUCAAACUUUUUUAUUCCCUGGUUAUUAAAUGAAUUUAAAUCCACCCCCCAAACAGUGAUAGGUUAUGGAGCCCCAGACAUGACUACGAAAUAGGAAUAACGUGCGCACAAAAUACUCAUUUGUGUAAUAAUUUGGUAAUAAUGAUUCCUUCCAAUGUUAGGCUUUUGUGAAUAUUUUUGUAACUCAUUCCCAAACUAAAGUAAAACUCAAUCAACACUAUCUCCGUCCAUCAUGCAGCUUCAGUCCACCCUUUUUGCUUACGCAGCUCUCAAGGAGAUUCAUGGGACUAAUAAUAGUACUAUUAUUUCCACAAAUUAGAGGUUUUUUUGUUCAUGACCGGGGCUCCGUAAUAUGUCGAUUUUAACAACGUUAGAAAUAGAUUAAAAAUGUAAUGUACAUAAAUGGAAGAUGACUUCAAGUAAGUGCUGCAUCAGCAGUUACAAAGUAUUUCCAUGUAAAAUGUGAAGACAAAACAUGAAAGCGAUGACAGUGACUUCUCAUUCACAACUUCACAACGCCUCAAGACGCGUCACAGAUCUGUUCACAGUCUGCUCUCCACGCAUAAAAAUACAGACCGUUCAUAUCUUGUAAUAGAAACAGAGGUUAGGGAAGGUUUUAGUUGAUGAACUGAAUUAGAAAAAGGAACAUUACACUUUACAUUUUAUCUUUUAGUGGCUGUACAGUUGUCAGGAGAUACUUGAGUCAAACCCAGGCUCAUUUAAUGGCAGAGGAUUUUAAAUCUAGAAAACAAAUCAUGUAAGUUUUUGGUAAAUUUUUGCAGCAAUGUCACUGAUUAAUACAAUAAAGAGUCAAAAAGAC